Molecule: messenger RNA, 1722 nt
Organism: Cyclocybe aegerita
Lineage: Eukaryota; Fungi; Basidiomycota; Agaricomycetes; Agaricales; Hemipholiotaceae
Source: the annotation of a GenBank genome assembly
AUGCCACGACAGGCUCUCGCCGAAGGCUCGUGGAGAGCGACGGCCUUCCUGCCGAUGAUGCUCCUCUCCGCGAUUAUCGUCGCUCUCGUGAGCUACGUCUAUCGCGAUGCACUCCUAGUAGCGAGUCAUUCGCUGCCCUUGCCCAUCUUCAGCUUAGAUGUUAUCGACACUGGGUACGCGAGAUAUCUGGGGAACAGGACGUCUCUAAAUACUGUUGCGUACCUGGGUGUGCCCUAUGCCGAACCUCCAUUGGAUGAGAGGAGGUUCCGUGCUCCCGUUCCGUUGGAUACAGAGCGUGUGGCGCGAGAGGCAAGAGGGAAGAUCGUGGAUGCGAGAGCGUAUCCCGAGUUUUGUAUUCAGGGAACGACGGGCAGUGGAGAUGCUGGAGGAGCUGGGAGCGAAGAUUGUUUGAAAGUUAAUAUUUAUACACCUGUAGGUGCGAAACGUGGAAGCAACCUCCCAGUUCUCGUAUACAUCCACGGUGGCGGCUACCUCUACGGCAACCCGCGCAACUGGCCAUUCGACCACUGGAUCCACCAAAGCCCCAACGUCGUCAUCGUCUCCGUCUACUACCGACUCUCCUCCUUUGGCUUCCUAUCCACACCCGCCUUCCGCGACGGCACCCUUGGCGACCUCAACGCUGGCUUCCUCGACCAGAUACAGGCCCUUCGGUGGGUGCAAGCGCACAUCGCUAGCUUCGGUGGUGAUCCCAGGAAGGUGACGAUCAAUGGGGAAAGUGCGGGCGGGGCGUCGGUUGAGCUGCACCUCGUCGCUGAGGGAGGGAAGGAGGCGCUGUUCAGCGGUGCGAUUGCGCAGAGCGUGUAUAGGACGCCGCUACCGUUGCCGGAGCAGCAGCAGCCGUUAUUCGGCUUUUAUGCAAAACAGGCGGGGUGUGGUCAAGGCUCUGUUGCUGCUCAGGUCGCAUGUUUGAGGACGGCAAGUGUUAGUGCCCUCGCGCGGGCCCAGGACGCGGCCAGCUCGUCGGCGUUCACAGCGUCGGGCUACAGGUCGUUCCACCCAGUCGUAGACGGCAAGGUGAUUAUCGAUUAUCCGACCAAGUCAAUUCUUGAAGGAAAGUUUGCGAAGGUGCCGCUGGUUGUGGGAGCAACGACCAACGAGACUCUGUCUGGUGGGAACGAUGUCGCAGCUGCGAUGAGGACCUUCUUCCCUUCGAUAUUAGAUGAGGACAUUCACACACUUCUUGGAGCAUACCCGGUGUCUGAUUUCGCCUCCUCUCAAGAUCUGCAAUUCCAGACGAUCACGGGCGACUCCGAGCUUAGAUGCGCACGAACGAUUAUGGGGGCUGCGUUCGGAAAAGCAACAAAAUCAUGGACGUAUCGGUAUAACCAACCCACACCCGGUGCCCCAGCAGCAUAUCAUGCGUCGGAAAACUACAUGAUGUUCCAGGGUACUAGCACUGGAUCCAACGGAACCACGACAUUCCAUCCUCUCUCGCCGAGCAAUGAGGCCUUUGCAGCAGAGCUGAUAGCAUACUGGCUUUCCUUCGUGCGCUCUGGCGACCCGAACACGUUCAAGCUUCCUCACUCGCCCGUGUGGAAACAAUACACCCCGAGGUCUGCACGGAUGGUCCUGCAGGCUGGGCCAGAAGUCAGUGUGGAUGGGCAGGCGGUUGUGAGUGGUAGCAAGCUUGAAGUCGAGGACGACAAAGGGACUGCUCGGUGUCGGCUUGUUGCAAGUCAGGUUCGGGGGCAGCAGAAUUGA